Penicillium bovifimosum is the source of this 1254-nucleotide messenger RNA. RefSeq lists its product as uncharacterized. The coding region runs from base 1 to 1254 and encodes 417 amino acids. The transcript has 4 exons. NCBI's taxonomy places the organism in Eukaryota, Fungi, Ascomycota, Eurotiomycetes, Eurotiales, Aspergillaceae. The record is from RefSeq and is a predicted model, not a curated record.
AUGGGGGAUGCGUCGCCCACACCUCAACAGCUCUUCACAGAAGCAAUUGUAUUCUGGUCCAUUGCUCUCGUUAUCUAUAUCGGUCGAAUCGUGUCUCGAAUCAUCGCCAAUGGAUCAUUCAAGCGUUUGUUCGUGGAUGACUAUGUCAUGACUGCGACUUUUAAGGCGAUUUAUACCACACUCCUAGUGCUCAUUCAAAUAUCCGCCCGCUAUGCCACAAACCUCAUGGACCCGAAGGACUACGACGAGGUGUUGGCAGACCCCAAGCAAGUCAGCGAUCGGAUCUAUGGAAGCAAAAUCGUGAUCGGACUGGAGCAAUGCAUGUUGAUCUCGACUUGGGGGGUCAAGAUAUGCAUGCUGAUGCUCUAUUGGCGAAUCACCCAAAAUCUCAAAUCGAACCUCUACAUCAAGAUCCUUGCCGUUUACAUCGCCGUCGGAUUUGUCGUCAUAGAAGUCACUUACUACGGGGUCUACUGCCGGCCAUUCUCACAAUACUGGGCUAUGCCCGUGACCAACAUGCAAUGCGCAACAUACCAACACUACUCAAUCACCCAAGCCGUCUUCAACAUCUCCUCCGAUGCAGUCAUGUUUGCUAUCCCAAUUCCUCUCCUCAUCAGAGCCCAGCUCAAGAGCCGCAGAAAGGUCGUCCUCAUUGGCGUCAUGAGUUUGGGAUUGUUCACCAUCAUCGCUGCCAUCCUCAACAAAUAUUUCAACUUCGCCUCCCCGCUCACAACAACCUACCAAAUCUGGUACAUCCGUGAAGCCAGCACUGCCGUUUAUGUUGCCAAUCUCAUGUGCUGGUGGCCACUACUGCGCAAGCUCUUCGGUCUCAAGGCCUUCCAGUACAACAGCAACCGUGGUCAGCGGAACAACAACAACCAAAACAAGGACAGCAAUGGCUAUUACUCUUCCACCUCGCAAUCUCGUCCUUCAUUUUCUUUCCCUCGCUCUUGGAAACCGCCUUGUCGUCGAGGAAACAAACCAGCCCCUCGCGAGUAUAGCGAUGCCCAGCGUUCCAGUACCGAGGCCAUUAACAAACCAAACGAGGAGUCCAUGAACGAUAUGUAUCGUGCCGAGGCUGUUCCGCUGGAAGAGUGGACGACAGGCGGGGCUGAUGCUUCAGCAACGCGAGGCCCGCUCAAGUCGAUGGGGAAACAUCCAAAGACGCAUGAGUUCCAUCAGGAGGACAUCAUGGAUUCGGAGGAAGGAUAUGAUACACAGUUUGACCGGAAACAUGCACACUCCCCUUGUUGA